GAGGCGGCUUACGCGCUGUGUAUACCGCGGUUUCACUCCCCGGGUUUAAAACGCAAUACCAAAGCAGUUAGGCAAAACGUUCGGCACGCGCACCAUGUGUAUUGCGUCGCGCAAGGGACGGUCGCCAGCAGUCGUCGUCGGAUCAGCGUCGUACUCGCACACGCGUUUUCCGCGAUCGCUGUAAUAAAAAUAUUUUCACCGUCGAUUUUUUAUUAUUCGUCGUCGGCGUCGUCGUGAUUAUUACGUAUUAUUAUUAUUAUUAUUAAUAUUAUUAUUAUCAUUAUUAAUAUUGUUGACGAAGGUUUUAUAAUAUUUAUUCCGACAACUUUUCGACUUCUGAAGACACGAUUACACACCACCACUGGACCGAAGAAAACGGUAAUCUCACAUCUAGUAUCGUUUCCGCUAAUCUUUCACGUCCGAUGUGCACGGACUUCACCGGAGCACACCGCCGACGACGUAGCCGCCGCCGUCGCCGUACCCGAGAUGCUUCUCCGAAUGUGGCUACUCGUCCGCGUCCCACCGGCGACGAUGGCACGCACGGGUCUUUGAUCAGCUCGGUUCCGCAGCCACGACGGUUGUCACACUAAAAACAUUGAAACAGCACACCGUCGCGUUAGCCAUGCACCAAGAACAGUUCGUGUACUCGACGACCGUGGACGUCCAACAGUACGUCGGUCCGUACAGAUUGGAGAAGACACUGGGCAAAGGACAAACAGGAUUAGUGAAGCUCGGCAUUCAUUGCGUUACCGGAAAAAAUGUAGCAAUAAAAAUAAUUAACCGCGAGAAGCUGAGCGAGUCGGUGUUAUUAAAGGUGGAAAGAGAGAUUGCAAUAAUGAAACUCAUUGACCACCCACACGUGUUGGGCUUGUCAGACGUCUACGAAAACAAACGAUACUUAUACUUGAUACUAGAACACGUGUCCGGUGGCGAACUGUUUGACUACUUGGUUAAAAAAGGGAGGCUGACGCCCAAAGAAGCUAGAAGAUUUUUUCGACAAAUCAUCUCUGCGUUGGACUUUUGUCACAGUCAUUUAAUAUGUCACAGGGAUUUGAAACCAGAAAACUUGUUGUUGGACGAAAAGACCAACAUCAAAAUCGCCGACUUCGGUAUGGCGUCCUUGCAGCCCAACGGCAGCAUGCUCGAGACCAGUUGUGGUUCUCCACACUACGCGUGUCCUGAAGUCAUCCGAGGCGAGAAAUAUGACGGUCGAAAAGCGGACGUUUGGUCGUGUGGUGUAAUAUUGUACGCACUGUUGGUCGGCGCACUGCCAUUCGACGACGACAAUUUGCGCCAACUGUUAGAGAAGGUGAAAAAGGGCGUUUUCCACAUACCGCAUUUCGUACCACCGGAUUGUCAAAACUUGCUCCGUGGUAUGAUUGAAGUCAACCCGGAAAAACGGUUAACUCUGAAAGAUAUAAACAAACACUCGUGGGUCAUCGCCGGAGGUAAAGGAGAAGUGCACUUAGGUAUGUCAAUGAUAGAUGUCAUACAAACCCACAUAAUUCCGUCCUCAAACGACUUAGACACCGACGUUCUUCAAGCCAUAUCGAGUUUAGGCUGUUUCAAAGACCGGGAAAAACUCAUCGCUGCUCUGCUGAGUGUGGAUCAUAAUACUGAAAAAGUGAUUUAUUUCCUAUUGCUCGAGCGCAAAAAACGACGACCAGCUAACGAGGACGACACGGUUGCAGUAAAAAAUACCAAAAACAGCUUCGAUCCGCCGAAAAAGCGAGUUGAUACGUGUAAAAUGAUCGACGACAUUGAUAGUAAUUUUUCUCAAAUCAGUGCUGGAUCUCCUGCUACGCCGCGAAAACAAAUGUUACAAAAUCGCAUCUACUACAGGAGAGGAAGUUACAACAAUGUAAGUUCUACGGGCGGCAACAUGUGCAGUGGUUCAAGUUUAGCCAGUUCCUCGACCUUAGCUGGAAUAUUGUCACCCCUUCCUCAAAGGUCAAAUAACUCAAACUAUCGUUACCACAAUCACCACAAGAGCCAGCAGUCGAAGAACCCAUCGAUUUCCCAGCACGGCAAUUACAUUUCUGCGCACAACCAGACGUUGGACACGAACAGCUCGUGCUCGGCACCCGUGCCUCCGUCGCCCGUGCACCACGCUAAGCAGGCAAAAGUCGAAGUACCUUCGUCACCAAACCACAUGGUCAUCUGCACGCCUCCGGGAUCGCCUCAACACCUGUCCAACCAUUGGAAAUCGAGGCUUACGUCGAUCCGAAACAGUGUACUGGGGUCUCCAAAAUUCCACAGACGUAAACCUCAAAUUGACAUGGACACGCCAUAUAAACCGACACCGGAAUCUUCUCCGGAACUAACAAAAAAAUCGUGGUUCGGAAGUUUGAUGGCGUCUGAGAAAGACGAGACUUUCACUAUUUUGAUAACAGGAAAACCGUUAUCCACCGUAAAGGCUGACUUAAUCCACGCUCUGCUUUCGAUUUCCGAGUUGAGCCACACCGUAAUUAAUGCGCUGUCGUUCCGGGUCGAAUACAGACGCGGAUCCGGCGGCACGGCGAUGUUCCAGAGACAAGUGCGUUUCCAAAUUGAUCUGUCGGACGUCACGAACUCGCAUGGUACUGCUCCCAGGGACUAUCUGUUCGCCAUCAUAUUCACGCUGCACUCCGGUAAUAUAAGACGUUUCCGGAGGGUCUGCGAACACAUUCAGACGCAGAUGUGCGCGAGGAAAGCGCCGUCUUCGCCCCGGGCCACCAGAAAGUUUAACACGGAUUUGUCGGAAAGCUCGAGUUGCGGAUCAGACACGUCCGAGAGAUUAUCGCCAUACGUAAAUAUAAGAAACGUCGAAUCGGACAGAGACGACAAGAAUAAGAGACUGAUUAGCCAUCAGGACGGCAAGGGCGGUUACUGUAUCCCAAACAGCCGGCAGAGGAGACGGAGUUCGAGUCUGGCCAACAACAACAACUUCAACGGCAGCAACAACAAUUCCGUGGCGAACGCCGGUGCGGCGGGCGCCAACGGCCGCAACGAAGCGCCGCCGCCGACGAGAUCCAACAGCGAAACGAAACCGGCCGACGGCGCUUACAUAUCGGUGUCCGGAUCGAUGUCUUGAUUGCCGACGAACAUGAAAUAAUAUUAUAUGAAAGUAUUCCUGUGGUUUUUUUUGUUUUUUUGGGGGGGGGGGGUCGAUGUCCGUGUCGUAUAUUAUUAUAAUCAAAGGUGGCGCGUUAACUAGUUAAAAAGUUUAAGUUGAGAUAAUAUAUAAAUGUAACAUUUUUCGACACUUUUAACUUUAUAACUAGUUCGGUUGACUGUUGAAAUGACUUAGAUUGGUUCGUUUGAUUUAAAAUAAUCCGUUAAGUUAAAAUUGAAAAUAUUUUUGAGAUUUUUUUUUUUUCGUUUUAAAUGGUUCCAUACAUUAAUUACUAUAUACAUAUAUAUAUAUAUAUAUACAGAAGAUUUUAAAAAGAGUAAAUUAAAACUAUAAUAAUAAUAAUAUUCAAAUUUCUAUUGUUUCUUGAUAAUAUAAUUUUGUAAAUACAAAUGAAACAUUUCUCUUGACUUUUUUUAAACUGAACUAAGUCUGUCUGGUAUGUGUUGCGAUAUUAAUUUUAAACUCGACGAGUUAAAUGUAUUAUUUAUUACCCUAAUCUAACCCUUUGAUUAUAACCUAUAUAGGGCAACAUUUUACCGUGUUACUGUAAAAUAUUAUUAUUAUUGUAUAGUCGAUAUGUUGAUGUGAUAAUAAUAUCAUAAUAUUAUUAUUAUUAUUAUUAUUAUUAUUGCAUAAAUGUGUGUAUAAAUCCAAAUGCCAUUUGACUUUAAUUCAAUAUUAUUAUGUAUUUAUAUUAGGACGUGUUAGGUAUAAUAUUAUUAACAUUAUGUUUUUGAAUUGAUCGUUUAUUAUUUACGCUUCGUGCACGAGCAACAGCAACGCAUAAUUAUUAUCAUUAUUAUUAUAUGAUAUUAUAUUGUUUUCGUAGAUAGUUGUUUUAGAUUCUGAGCGGGAUAAUGCUUAUUAUUGCUGUAUAUUAUUAUUAUUAUUAUUAUUAUUAUUACUAUUAUUACUUUGUAUGGUUAUUGUAUUUAUUACGGCAAUGAUUUAUUAUUGUGAUAAAUGUUGUGUUUUUAUUUUUGUAUUUGUUUGGGUAAUAUGCGCUUAACUAUUUUUGUGGGAGCGGGAGCGUGACAUAUAUAUACUAGCGAGUUAUAUUACGAGCGUUUUGGAAAAUACUUCAUGUUAACUACGUGCGCGCCACGUGUGUCUGUCCUUGUACAGAUCAUACUUCAAUGUAUGAAAAUUCGAGUUUUUCGGCUAUACUUAUAUAUUAUAUAGUAUUUAACAUAAAUAUUAUGUACAUUAUGAUAAUGUCAAACAAGAUUUUGCUAUUUAUUUUUUCGAACAUAAAUCAAAAAAAAAAAAAAAAAAAAAAUCCACCGACUCCGCUCAGUAUCGUUUUACUUAUUGAUUUGUUUAUUUUUUUGAAUUCGAUAAUGAUAUUUUGUUUUAUAAAUUAUUAAAUUUAAUAGUCCACUUAUCUUGAUAGCGCACCCAAAACUAUGCUUGCUUUGAAUGAGGAGGAUAUGCGCUAUGUACUUUCUCGUGAUGUCAAUCAAUGUUCCAAAAUGUGUAUAAGGAAAUGUUCAAAACGUUAAAUUCGGUGAGAGCGCGUAAAUUUCUAGUCGAUAAAAUUAUUAAAAUAUAUAUUUUAUAAUACGAUCGGAAACUAAAAAAUUAUUUGUUGUUUUAUUGCAGUAGGUAUAUACUUACCGCAAUCAUAGCAUAUAUUCGUUUUUAGAAAAAGUAUUGUAAAACGGUCUGUGUAAAAUAAAUUUACGUACCUAUUUGAAAUAUUCGCUAGAAUAUAGUAUAAUAUUAUCGUAUAUCAUCUAUUAAUAUAUAUAUUUAUAAUAUUUUAUUAUAAUAUUUAACAAUAAAAUAUAUAUUACAUAUAAAGGCAUAACCUCCUUCAUAAUGUUAAAUUGUAUCUGCUUUCUGAAAUCCUUCGUUAUAGUAUAUACACCUAUUUUAUCAUCAUCGUCAUUGUCAUUAUUAUUAUUAUUAUUAACAUUUUAGCUUUAGCUGUGGCCUGUGGACUGCUUACAUGCAAAUUUUCAACAUGUAUAAUAUCAAUGUACUAUUUAUACAUUAUAUAUUUUGAACAUAAAUACAAUUUAAUAUAAUAUAGGUAGGUACAUUGAGAAAUGAUUAUAUAUACGCAUAAUGCAUAUGUUACGAACGCUUUAUAACGACUUUUAAAAAUGUCUCAUCGAUUUCUGAAAUGUAUUUGUUUAUGUUUAUAAUCUUAUUAAUUAUCUCUUCGUCACUUGUAUUAAUCAUUUUUUUUUUUUUUGUUCUCUUUAGCGAGGUACACAAGACAAUUAGGUGUUAUAUUAUAGUUAACGAUUAUGUACCAUAAAAUAUGCAUUUCGAAAAUGUAUAAAAUUACACUAUUUUUUUUUCACUAUGUGAUUUUCCAUCAAAAUAUUUUGUAUGUUUGUUUACAAAAAAAAAAAAAAUGUAUAUUAACGACAAUGAUAUUUUCAAAUUUUUGUUGAACGCUUAUGCCAACAUAAAUAUAACAAGUUUUUUAGCAAGCCAAGUCCAUACGACCGAAUUUGAGAUAAAAAUUUUUUUUUAAUGUUUCAGAGUGCCUUAAGAGUGUUAAUUAACAGUAAUAUACAUACUAUAUAGUUCGAACGACAUCUUUUAAAGCUAAAACUUAUUAUUAUAUAAUAAUAUAAUAUAGUGCAUAGAAAUCAAUUUUCUAGCACAGACUGGAAUCCCUGUUUUUAUGUUAAUUUUGUCAGUUACCUAUAAUAAUUAAUAAUGUGUAACAUUCGGCCGACGUCCAUUUUAGUUUUAAACUAUUCGUGUAUUAUGUAUUACAGAAUAAGGUACUAUAAAAUAUAAUAAUAUGAUGUUUAUUAUGCCAAUAUGGCAAUAUGGUUGUAAUGAAACUACAAAUGUCAAAUACAUAUUAUACUUGUUAAUAAAAAAAAAAAAA
Molecule: messenger RNA, 5969 nt
Organism: Rhopalosiphum padi (bird cherry-oat aphid)
Lineage: Eukaryota; Metazoa; Arthropoda; Insecta; Hemiptera; Aphididae
Gene: sff
Product: serine/threonine-protein kinase BRSK2
Exons: 15
Coding region: 623-3073 (816 amino acids)
Biological process (GO): microtubule cytoskeleton organization; intracellular signal transduction; protein phosphorylation
Cellular component (GO): cytoplasm
Molecular function (GO): ATP binding; tau-protein kinase activity; protein serine/threonine kinase activity
Source: RefSeq, a predicted model, not a curated record